Scomber japonicus (chub mackerel) is the source of this 2960-nucleotide messenger RNA. RefSeq names its product centrosomal protein 89 (gene cep89). Lineage: Eukaryota; Metazoa; Chordata; Actinopteri; Scombriformes; Scombridae. The record is from RefSeq and is a predicted model, not a curated record. Gene Ontology annotation, cellular component: ciliary transition fiber; centriole. Gene Ontology annotation, biological process: mitochondrion organization; chemical synaptic transmission; cilium assembly. The transcript has 18 exons.
GAAAUGCUCGGUAAAAGGGAGUCUGGAGCUUAAGGUUAAAGCGCCGACAACUUAACGUUACUUUCCACCAUGUUAAAAUUCAGCUUCAGGAGGGAAAAAGACAAGGACUUUAAACAUAUAGCUCAUGGUUUGCUCCCUGCUGCCUCCAUUGCCCCCAAGGCUGCUGUGCCUCGUACCCCACCCCCACGCAGCCCCGACCCCUCACCUGAGAGACCCAGAUCAGCCUUAGCAGCAGCCAUCUUGUCUUCGUCGCUCACAGGACAGACAUGGGCCAUACCGCCUCUGCGACAGAGGUCGUUCUCUGAGAGUGAUCGGUCCGAGUCCUUCAUAUCUGAACGAAACAUCAGCACAGCACUUUACCCCCGAGACAGAUGGUCUGAAGAUUUGGCUGACCGGCCACGUCUGUCCUCCCCUGACCACUCUGAGGGUGAAUUAGAAGACAAGGAGGAGGAGGAGGAGGAGGAGGAAGAGGAUGAGGAGGAGAAUGAAGAGGCCAGGGAGGAACAUAUCUAUCAAAGUCUGGACAGACAAGAUAACUGUCCAGUCACAGAACCGGUCUAUGCCCUGCCUCUAAAACUUAAGACCAGCACACCCCUGCCGACUCAAAUGCCUGACAGAAGAGUGCCUUCUCCAGAUUUCACUGAGGAAACUGAUGUCCACUCUCCUAAAUCUAGUCGUGUUUCAUCUAAGAAGAAAACCUCUGUCAGGAUGAGCUCUGGAAGUCGAAAAGAAGAUGUGCCAUCCAGCAUAAACAGCAACCACCCGAGUCAAUCCAGCCAAGCCAAAAACCUAAAAUACCACAUCAAGCCAUCUCCGGAGUCCAGCGAGGCCUGCUGUGACAUGCCAAAGGACGUAGUGCCAGUCCUGCCAGAGAGAGACACGAGGAUGGUGGAAGGACAGAGACUGCUGGAGGAGAGAAUGCAACGCAUUGAACAGGAGCUCAGUCAGAGCCAGGCCUCCUCCAACAUGAGGUUCUCUGCAGGCAGCCAGGCAGAGCUGCAAAAUUUGAGGCAACAUGCUCAGGAGCUGGUGGAUGAAAACGACGCUCUCAAAAUGACAGUACACCGUCUGAAUGUGGAACUGAGCCGCUACCAAACCCGCUUCAGACCACUGUCCAAACAGGAGAGCUCCAGAAUCAGUGGCUUACCAAAGACAGGAUCUCCUCCUCCCUGGCUGCUAGACAUGAAGUAUUUAUCUCCUCUGCUGCUGGCUUAUGAAGACAGGAUGAAUGAGAAAGAUGCACUUCUGCAAACCACAGAGGAGGAGGUGAAGAGAUUGCGCGUUCACGUGGAGGAGGUUAUCAAAGAAAACGAGAGACUCCAUGAUGAAAUCGGAAAGAUCGGAGGGGUCAGCCAGAAGGACUGUCAUCAACUGCAGCAGCAGGCCGUCCUGGUUUUGCAGGAGAACCAGCUUCUGAUUGACCAGCUUGAGGCGCAGCAUGUUAAGGCCAAGGCCAAUCAUAGCAGACACCACUCUGAAGUAUCCAAAGUGUCCAAGCAACUGAUGUUGCUAGAAGCAGAAAAGCAGCAUUUGCAGGAGGACCUUGAAGAGACUAAGAGGGAGAUGCAUAAAAAUAUGAGGGAGGUGCAAGUGCUGCAGGCCCGCUUGAAGGAUGCCGUCACCUGGGACGAACACUGCAACAUUACAGGGAAACUCAGACGGCUACUGGAGCAGCAGGAGAUCAAAAAUAAGAGUGAGAUGGACAAGCUUCUUCCCAGAGUGUCCAGCCUGCAGGAGGAGAAUAGGAGUCUGGCUCUGGACAAAGCCAACCUGACCAGUGACAUGAAGAGAAUGGAGGCUGAGCUUGAGCUCGUCAGACAAGCCAACAGGAAGGCUAAGAGGAGGAUAAGUGUAUUGAAGCAGCAGAGGGAAGAGUCUGUGCUGAAAGAGGAAAAGGCUCGGCACUACCUGGGAGCUGUCAUUUCUGUAGCGGAGCACAUUUCCCAGGAGAGAGACCAACUAUUGCACACGGCUUCGGUCAUUCAGCAAGAAAAGCAGGGAUUCAUGAGCAAGAUUCUGAAUGGCACAAUCCGAUUCGGAAAACUACAGGAGGAGGUCAAAGUGUACCGGAGGCAGGCGUCAACCAGACUGGCAGCGUUGGAGGAGGCAGCGGAGGGGAGAACAGCUUCCCACCAGAGGGAGAUCCUUCACCUGCAGAGGCUGCUAAGAGAAAGACAGGAGGCUGAGGAGAGACUACUGCAGUCCAAGCGGGAGGUAGAGGAAGAGCUGGAGGUGGUGUGGCAGGCAGCAACCAGGGAGAACCAGCAAAUGAAGGAAACUCUUUUAGACUCUAGGCUCACCGGGGACCACCACGGUUGGGCCCUUUCCGGCAGCACCUCUCCCGGGUGGCCUUCUCAAGCUCCAGAUGAGACCAACCCAUCUACCUAGCAUCACCCACACAGCCCCCCCCCCCCCCCCCCCACCUCUCGUCAAAGCCCUGGGCUCAAGAUAAGGUCCGUACUUGAAUCUGACUCAGAUGAUCAAAACAACUCCUUGGAUGAGAGGCACAGGCAUGAGCCGAAUUUCUAUUGUGAAAACUCUUUGAGCCAUAACCCACAGUGUGGCUCUCUAUUCAUACUGACACAAUAGAUUUGUGAUAUUACUAUAGACUAGUUAAACUAUCAACCUGCCAGCUUGACUUUGCAUCUUAAAUAAAAUCCUUGUAAACAUGCACCAUACUUUGUAACAAAUCACAACUGUUUUAACUACAUUUUAAUGACAUUUAUAUGAUGACAGCUGAAAUCUCUUUGUGGAAGCCAGCAUGUAAAGGGAACCAACAGUAAUGUGGAUAUGCUGACUAAACACAUUUUUGUAAGUAAAACUUGGUUUGGACAUUGCAGUAAAACAUUGAAAAAACUGAAAAAAAUCAGUCAGAAUGAAACAUAUACCGUAAAUCACUUAAUAACACACCUUACUUUGUUACAGAGUGGCCAAAUAGCUCACAUCAGCCUGUGCACUCC